GUGACGUCAUCACGGCACGUCCUGCCGCAUCGGUUUAAUCUGAUGUUAUGAUGGAUAAACACUACAAAUCAUCAUUUAAUCUUUAAUUUAUUACACAAACAGCGUUAUGGCGGAGGCAGAGGGCAUCAGCAGUGCCUCUCCUACAGAGGAGAUGAACGACGCUGGGAACCUGAUGGACUUCUUGGACGAGCCGUUCCCAGACGUUGGCACUUACGAGGACUUUCACACCAUCGACUGGCUGAGAGAGAAAUCCAGAGACACGGACAGACACCGGAAGAUCACCAGUAAGAGUAAAGAGUCCAUCUGGGAGUUCAUUAAGAGUUUGCUGGACGCCUGGUCAGGAUGGCUGGUGAUGCUGCUGAUUGGUCUGCUGUCAGGCACGCUGGCCGGAGUGAUCGAUCUGGCUGUUGAUUGGAUGACGGAUCUGAAGGAAGGCGUGUGUCUGUCUGCGCUCUGGUACAGUCAUGAGCAGUGCUGCUGGACGUCCAACGAGACCACCUUUGCUGACAGAGACAAAUGUCCUCAGUGGCAGAAAUGGGCCGAACUGAUGACGGGAUACACAGAGGGCGCAGGCGUGUACUUGCUGAACUACUUCCUGUACGUGCUGUGGGCGCUCUUCUUCUCCUUCCUGGCCGUGUCUCUGGUGCGAGUGUUCGCUCCAUACGCCUGCGGAUCAGGAAUACCAGAGGUGCAGAAAACAAAGCUAAUAUGUGACCCUGGAGCACAAAAGCAGUCAGUGAGUUAUUAUUUCCCUCUGAAGACGUUAUGGCGGUCUUUUUUCGCGGCGCUGGUGGCGGCUUUCACGCUGCGCUCCAUAAACCCGUUCGGCAACAACCGUCUGGUUCUGUUUUACGUGGAGUAUCACACGCCGUGGUACAUGGCCGAGCUGGUGCCGUUCAUCCUGCUGGGUGUGUUCGGGGGCCUCUGGGGGACGCUCUUUAUCCGCUGCAACAUUGCCUGGUGCCGGCGGCGCAAGACCACGAGGCUGGGCAAGUACCCGGUGCUGGAGGUGAUCGUGGUGACGGGGAUCACGGCCGUCCUGGCCUUCCCGAACCCGUACACACGGCGCAGCACCAGCGAGCUGAUCUCCGAGCUGUUUAACGACUGCGGCUCGCUCGAGUCCUCACAGCUCUGUGACUACAUCAACAACCCCAACAUGAGCCGACCCGUGGACGACAUCCCCGACAGACCCGCCGGCCCCGGCGUCUACAGCGCCCUCUGGCAGCUCGCGCUGGCGCUCGUCUUCAAGAUCGUCAUCACCAUCUUCACAUUCGGCAUGAAGAUCCCGUCGGGUCUGUUCAUCCCCAGUAUGGCGGUGGGUGCCAUCGCCGGCCGUAUCGUGGGCAUCGCGGUGGAGCAGAUGGCUUAUCAUCAUCACGACUGGAUCAUCUUUAAGAACUGGUGUCGUCCUGGUGCAGACUGCGUCACUCCGGGUCUGUACGCCAUGGUCGGCGCCGCUGCGUGUUUGGGCGGUGUGACGCGGAUGACGGUGUCUCUGGUGGUCAUCAUGUUCGAGCUGACCGGGGGUCUGGAGUACAUCGUUCCUCUGAUGGCGGCCGCUGUCACCAGUAAAUGGGUGGCCGAUGCGUUCGGGAAGGAGGGCAUUUACGAAGCGCACAUCCAGCUCAACGGCUAUCCGUACCUGGACCAGGACGAGUUCACGCACCGCACGCUGGCCACCGACGUGAUGCGACCGCGCCGCAACGAGCCGCCGCUGGCCCUCCUCACGCAGGACAGCACCACGGUGGAGGACGUGGAGACGCUCAUCAAAGACACCGACUACAACGGCUUCCCUGUGGUGGUCUCGCACGAGUCUGAGAGACUCAUCGGCUUCGUGCAGAGACGCGACCUCAUCCUGGCCAUCAAGAGCGCGCGUCAGAAGCAGGACGGGGUCGUCAGUAACUCUGUGGUGCAUUUCACCGAAGACGCUCCGCAGAUUCCCGCGUCGAACCCGCAGCCGCUGAAACUCAGACGCAUCCUGAACCUCAGUCCCUUCACCGUCACUGACCACACGCCCAUGGAGACGGUGGUGGACAUCUUCCGCAAGCUGGGCCUGCGCCAGUGUCUGGUCACACGCAGCGGACGUUUGCUGGGAAUCAUUACUAAGAAGGAUGUUCUGAGACACAUGGCACAAAUGAUGAACCAGGAUCCCGAAUCCAUCAUGUUCAACUAGACUCCACUGUCCGAUCUGUUAGUAAACGCAGUAAACCGUGGCCAAAAGCGGACGGCGUGAAGAUAUACCAGUGUUUUUUACUGCUGUUUUUAUCAUAUUUAUAUUUGACAUGCAUUACUUUAAGCCGUGCUGAUCAACUGUUAAACAGGUGGGAUGAAAAUGAGGUGUUUUUGAAAGCUGCUGUAUUUGAUGUGAGAUGUGCAGAGGAGGCUAUAUUAUUAUAUUCAUUUAUUAAAUGCAAAAGGGUCAAAAUAGAACAAAUAAUCCAGAAUACUAAUCUGCUGUAUGAUAGUGACUGUUUCAUCCAACACUAGGUUUGUGGGAAUCAUUUCUGUUGUGUUGUUAUUUAUUAAUGUUAGUUUUUAUCUACAAGAAUGGUGAGGUUUUUUUUGCUGUUGUAUUGAAACAUGAAUAUUGUCCUUGUAAAAUAAACACUGCAUCUCUGUUACAGAUAUUAAUGUUCAUCCGCUGCUCCAGUUCAGCACAUAAAAAUGAGGGUAUGUUAUAA
This is a messenger RNA of Sinocyclocheilus anshuiensis, 2681 nucleotides long. RefSeq names its product chloride channel, voltage-sensitive 4 (gene clcn4). Gene Ontology annotation, biological process: chloride transport; transmembrane transport. Lineage: Eukaryota; Metazoa; Chordata; Actinopteri; Cypriniformes; Cyprinidae. Gene Ontology annotation, cellular component: synaptic vesicle; early endosome; plasma membrane. The transcript has 10 exons. Gene Ontology annotation, molecular function: voltage-gated chloride channel activity. The record is from RefSeq and is a predicted model, not a curated record. Bases 107 to 2173 code for a protein of 688 amino acids.